Ascoidea rubescens DSM 1968 is the source of this 765-nucleotide messenger RNA. It is a transcript of the gene NDT80, whose product is annotated as transcription factor NDT80. The annotation marks the transcript as partial. Lineage: Eukaryota; Fungi; Ascomycota; Saccharomycetes; Ascoideales; Ascoideaceae. Gene Ontology annotation, molecular function: DNA binding; DNA-binding transcription factor activity. Gene Ontology annotation, cellular component: nuclear chromosome. Gene Ontology annotation, biological process: positive regulation of transcription by RNA polymerase II; meiotic cell cycle. The record is from RefSeq and is a predicted model, not a curated record. The transcript has a single exon.
CAAAAGUUAGCUCCUCGUUCUAGUUUGCAAUUUAAAGUUGGUCCACAAUUUACUAAAACAUGGAUUAAUCACCAAGUUAUUGCAUCAAAUGGUACUGUAUUAAAUCCAGUUAUAUUUGCAAGAAUCGAUAGAGGUUUUGAAAAAAUUGGUGAAGAAUGGAUAGGCUAUAAAAGAAAUUAUUUUACUUUAGUUACAACUUUCAAGUUUGAAAAUCAGGAUUUUAUUGAUUUUUUAAGUGGAAACUUUUCAAUUUAUCUAAAUAAUAGUUUACAUCAAGUUAAUUAUUUUGCUUUGAAAUUAAUUUCAAAAUGUUCAGAAGAUGAUACAUAUAUUAAUUUGGUACAACAUACUGCGAAAAGGGACAGGGGCCCUCAAUUUGCUCCUCCAGUUUAUCCAUCGGUUCCUGGAGAUUUGCCCAAUCACACUGUCAUCAAAGAAGCUGCAAAUGUUAGAAAUGGCGAUAAAAUCGCUAAACUGGAUAAAAUUUUUUAUUUCAAUAGAAAUGACUAUUUUUCAAAAGAAGAUUUGAAUAAGUCUUCAACCUGUUUAUCAAAUUAUCCAAAAGAUAAAAUUUCUAAAGUUGCUCGUUACGAAAGAAUUCAAUUUGCUUCGUCAAUUAAUUACAGAAAGCCUGCAUCAAGCAAUAGACAUUUCAAACUAUUUGUUCAAUUAGUCGCUUAUACAAAAAAUGAUAAUCAGGAACAUGUAAUUGCAUUUACUGAAACUCCUCCAUUGAUAAUCAGAGGUAGAUCUCCCUCAAAUUAU